Molecule: messenger RNA, 1609 nt
Organism: Bipolaris maydis ATCC 48331
Lineage: Eukaryota; Fungi; Ascomycota; Dothideomycetes; Pleosporales; Pleosporaceae
Source: RefSeq, a predicted model, not a curated record
AUGGCUGAGCCUAUAGGCCUUGCUUCUGGCGUCUUGACAUUAGUCAUUUUCACUCACAAAUCAUGUGUUACGCUUUAUAAAACAAUACAGAGUUUCAAAAACCAUCCCAAGCGAGUGCGCAAUCUCAUCGAGGAGCUAGAGGCUCUCAUUGGCGUUUUGGAAUCAUUGAGCGAAACGAUGAAGCUGCAUAUAGAUGUGGAUGUUUCCGCACUUGAUCUACCUUUGCGACGAUGUGGCAGGGCUUGCGACGAGUUUUUACAGGAGCUCCAAAAGUGCUGCUCGCGAUCUGGAGGCGAUCGACAAAGCUUUCGGGACUGGGCCAAGCUGAGGUACAUGGGUGAUGACAUCAAUGAUUUUGUGGAUUCGCUAGCAGCAUACAAGUCAACAAUCAAUAUCGCGCUCACAGACAUUCAGCUUCGCAAGACUUCUGUUACUCUAGAGCGGCUUGGAGACUACAACGACCUUAUCACAACAGCAACGAACGAUCUCGAGGCGCGACUCGAAACUAUUGAUGAAAGGCUCCAAUCUUUGGUAGAGCGCACUACGUCAAGCUCAGCAACAACAGAACUUCAAAGCUUGGAGGACGAGCGCUCAAGCACGCAAAAGUGUCUUCUGAUUUGCGCCCAGUUCUCCAAGCUUAUCCAGCAGCUGCAAUCAUCAUCAGCAAGGGAUCUUCCCCAAGGCUUAGACAGCAUACCUAAGAAGAUCACGAGCGAUGGUAUACGAGAAUGUAAAAUCAGUAUGGAGCAAACAACUGCAAAGUUAGAAAUGCAUAUGCAGGACAUUUUGGAUCGAAUGAUGGCCAGUUCAAGCGUAACAAUGACACAAGAAGAUGUAAGACACCUUGCAAGAUUGCGCGAGGAAUGGACAAGUACUCGUAAAUGCAGAGAUAUUUGUUCCCAAGCAGAACAGCACUUAAAAGAGAACGUAAGUGUCAUCGACAACUACGCUACAGGUGACGAAGCCGUGCAAUUUCUGGUAUCAAAUAGCCAAAAGACAAUACAUGGAAAGAACCGUGGAUAUGGGGACUUCAUCAAACAACUCGGUGGUCACCUCAGCGACCAGUCGAUCCAGAAGGUAUCCGGCGAUUUUUUGCAGAUGAGUAUUCAGAGGCCUGGAUAUGGAUAUCCGGAUGACAAGGUACCAGAAGCCAAAGGUAUAGAUGAGAGAGGAACAAACUGGCGGCCGGAAUAUGGUGGAGGUAGGACGCUCAAGUCCCAGCCUGUUGCAAGCGACUCAAGGCAGUCAAGCUGAGCUAGGUAAAGCCAAAUCCUGACGUUUAAUAGCGGUGUUGUUGCACAAGCUUAGAACGUUGAGCUUGUUCUUCCUCUGCUUAGCCUCCGCCUCGAGCUUAUGCUGCAACCCUCGUACAUACUCAAUGAAGUUGACCAAGUCACCUGGCCUUGCUUCCUUUGGAAUACAGCUUUGAAGAUCUCGUAUCAGUUCUUGUACCUUAGUACUGUUUGACAUUACAUUCGCGGUGUAGUCUUCGACCGUUUUGGAUUGUCGUUCAAGAUAGCCAUUGAUGGUGUGAAUCGCUCGUGUUGCCUUUUCCUUAGAAUCGAUAUCUUUUAACCUUUCGAAAACAUUAUCAACAAUUUUUAUGGCG